This is a messenger RNA of Racocetra persica, 816 nucleotides long. The record is from the annotation of a GenBank genome assembly. Lineage: Eukaryota; Fungi; Glomeromycota; Glomeromycetes; Diversisporales; Gigasporaceae.
AUGACCAAAGGUGUUGGUUCUUCUUUCACCGCUCAUUCGAAGGGUAACUUAUUGGAACCACCAAGUCGUAGAUGGUCAAAGCACAGUCCAAAUAAUGAAAAUAUUUCUUGGUCUUCGCAAGGUUCUUCAAGGAAUGAUCGUACAAGUUGGUGCUUGGAUGUUAAUGAUAAUUCUUCAGCUGCUGCUCGAAAUAAUCUGAAUAAAUCACGACCAACAUCUGUAUCGUUUGAUACGCCACCAUUACCUACUUCUGUAACACUUAAUAAUCUUCCUCCAAACUCUCCUCCAUCAAUUUAUAAUCCAUCGGCUUCACGUGAAUCGAGAAAUUCUUCUUCGUUUUAUUUUACUUCAAAUACUUUAUUACCAAGUCCAAUCUAUCCAUCAUCAUCCUCAUCACCUGUACAACAACAUCCACCUACAAAUCUGCCAUCAUCUGCCAUCACUUCUGAACAUACAAUCAAUUCAAAUAAUAUUUCUUCUGAACAUACAAACAAUUCAAAUAACAUUCGUUCACUUAAUUCUUCAAAAUCUUCAACUACCGAAACAUUAAAAUACCCUUCAUCUCCUCUAUCACAUAUCAAUAGAAAUAGUAUAACGUCAUUAGCUUCUGUGGAUGAUCAUGCGUUUACUGGAAGUAGUUCACCUCAUGAUCAUCAUGAUAUUUCACCAUUAAUUUCAUCACAAUUAAAUCGUAAAGAGUCAAGUGGAUCUUCAAAUACUGAAAAGGAUUUUAUAAAUAAUUCUAGAAAGAAUGCAAGGAUGUCAAUAAUAUCUAGUAGUGAUAAACCAAUAAUUAAAGUGACUACUUCAACAUGA